This is a messenger RNA of Pochonia chlamydosporia 170, 1143 nucleotides long. RefSeq names its product RNase H domain-containing protein. Bases 1 to 1143 code for a protein of 380 amino acids. Lineage: Eukaryota; Fungi; Ascomycota; Sordariomycetes; Hypocreales; Clavicipitaceae. The transcript is spliced from 2 exons. Gene Ontology annotation, molecular function: magnesium ion binding; nucleic acid binding; RNA-DNA hybrid ribonuclease activity. Gene Ontology annotation, biological process: DNA replication, removal of RNA primer. The record is from RefSeq and is a predicted model, not a curated record.
AUGAGAGUAGCCUUUGAUUUUGCGAAAUUGACAAGGAUACGAGCCUGCGUGCCUACAAGACCUCUAUCAACAACACCGUCUCGCCAUACCUUUGGCUUCUUCAACAGCCUCGUGAAUCCGCCCUCUCGAAACAACGACAUGAACAAAAGAGCCGCACCUGCUGGGAGCUCGGCAGCUAGCCCACCCAAGAAGAGAAAGACGGACAAUGUACAGAAGUUCUAUGCAGUCCAGGCUGGGUUUCGCCCUGGUGUAUAUAUGACCUAUGCUGAAUGCUCUGCGCAAACGGCUGGCUUCAAAGGCGCGGUUUUCAAAUCCUUCACCUCAAGAUCCGAUGCGGAGGCAUUUGCGGCGGGGAAGAAGGUGGCAGCAUCGUCUGACGAGCCGGAGAGAUUCUAUGCUGUUGCUGUAGGCAAUCCAACAGGAAUAUACACGGAUUGGAAUGAAGCAGCGCUGGCUAUCAAGGGUGUCAAGGGCCCCAAAUAUAAGCGGUUCGGCUCCCGAGGGGAGGCCGUCGCUUACAUUAGACAAUUUGGCAGUAGAGAAGCUAUUGAAGCUCUCGGGGAGACAUGGACAACAUCACUGGCUGCCGUGCCAGCAUCGUCCAAGCCAGUAGCAGCUUCUCUAAAGAAGACGAUGGCCAAGACGACGACACCAAAAGCAGAGCCAGGGGUCGUGCGCCCAGCUGAGGACGUUUUACAGAUUUACACCGACGGUAGCAGCCUUGCAAACGGAAAAGCCGGGUCCAGAGCCGGCGUGGGUGUCUAUUUUGGAGAUGGUGACCCCAGAAAUGUGUCGGAGAGACUGCGAGGCGACCCGCAGACCAACCAGCGUGCCGAGUUGAUGGCGAUGCUUCGCGCCUUGGAGAUUGCACCCCUUGAGAAGACUGUGCAGAUUAUCAGCGACAGCCAAUAUUCCAUUAAUUGCGUCACACAAUGGGCUAUUGGGUGGAAGCAAAAGGGAUGGAAGACGGCGACGGGCGAGAACGUCAAGAACCAGGAUAUCAUCAGGGCUGUUUUGGACAAGAUGGACGAGAGAACUAAAGCUGAUGCCAACACGUACUUUCAUUGGGUCAAGGGACAUGCGUCAGAUAGAGGAAAUGUGGCUGCUGAUCGGUUAGCUGUGCGAGGAGCAAAGAUGAGUUGA